AUGGGCAAAUCCUCAAAGGACAAGAGAGACGCGUACUACCGCCUGGCUAAGGAGCAAAAUUGGCGUGCCCGGUCUGCCUUCAAACUCAUCCAGAUCGACGAACAGUUCGACCUGUUUUCAUACAGCGAGCCCGAGAAAUGCACGAGGGUGGUCGAUCUAUGCGCCGCCCCGGGCUCGUGGAGCCAGGUUCUCUCGAGGGUGUUGAUCAAAGGUGAGAGUUUUGGACGGAGGGCCUGGGUUGAGAAAAUGGAAAGACUCCAGCAGGUACAGCCACAAAAGGGGAACAGCAUCACUGAGGACACGUCGUCCCUCGACAUCAGCCCAGCGAGUCGCGAAUUGAAGCCUCGAGCGAACUUCAAGAUUGUCGCCAUAGACUUGCAACCCAUGGCACCGCUCGAAGGCAUCACGCAACUCAAAGCCGACAUCACCCACCCGUCCACCGUUCCACUCCUGCUCAGAGCCAUCGAUCCAGACUUUUCCCCUCAGAACACAACCCAUCUGAUCGACCUGGUAAUAAGUGACGGUGCUCCCGACGUCACGGGUCUCCACUCCCUUGACAUUUACGUUCAGUCACAACUGCUGUAUUCGGCGCUCACGCUCGCCACAAAGGUCCUGCGCCCAGGUGGAAAAUUUGUGGCCAAGAUCUUCCGCGGUCGAGACGUUGACCUGAUUUAUGCGCAGUUGAGAAUUUUGUUUGAAAAAGUGAGUGUGGCCAAGCCGAGGGCCAGUCGGGCGAGCAGUAUCGAGGCAUUUGUGGUCUGCGAAGGCUAUAAACCGGUCAUGGUAAGACGAGAGGAUGGAACGGAAGUUCUAUGGACCCCAGAACUCGAGGUUGAGGAUGGGAUGCGACUUCCAGAGCCCGAAGCUGUAUCAGAAUCUUUAUCAACAGCGCAAGAACAAGAGCAAAAACAAGGCUCCCUGUACUCUGUCCUUCAAACCAUACACCAAACCGACAACGCUCCUAUCUUAGAAUCACAGCCAUCAAUGAGAGACGUGCAUACCCAACCGCAAACACAGACGCAAACCCGACACCUCCGCACCGAUGGCAUCGUCGAACUCCGACUGCCUUCCAUCGAAGACGCCGACCCUCGGAGAUACAUUGCUCCAUUCCUGGCCUGCGGCGACCUGUCAGCCUGGGACAGCGACGCGACCUACAAGCUGCCGGAGGGUCAUGUGUCGCUGGACCCGGUUCAACCCCCAACAGCCCCUCCCUAUAAGUUGGCUAUCGAAAAGCGGCGGGUAGAAGGAGGAAUGUACGGGAAGACGAAGCACAAAUGA
Molecule: messenger RNA, 1278 nt
Organism: Fonsecaea erecta
Lineage: Eukaryota; Fungi; Ascomycota; Eurotiomycetes; Chaetothyriales; Herpotrichiellaceae
Exons: 1
Coding region: 1-1278 (425 amino acids)
Biological process (GO): cytoplasmic translation; tRNA methylation
Cellular component (GO): cytoplasm
Molecular function (GO): tRNA methyltransferase activity
Source: RefSeq, a predicted model, not a curated record